AGAUAUGAGUAGACUGAAGAUGGAGGAGUCCGACAAGAGCAGUUGGAACUUAAUUAUGGAGUAAAAUCUUCGCUUGGACUGAUGCUUGAAUACUUAGUUUAGGCUGUCUGCCCUGUCAAAAUCCAACAAGGUUUUGCUUGCCAAAACUGAGGAUAACUCUCAGGUUCCUGAAUGUGCAGUCAAAUGCUGAAGCAUCUAACUAGCUGAAUCUUCUGCAUUAUUUCUGAUGUUUGAAAAGCUCUAAAGGGAAGGAGAAGACUGCCAUUCCUGUUACAGUGUUGUAAGGUUGCAUGUCUCUUUGGACUUGAUGCAUGACAUUUGCAUGACAGCUAGCAGCCUAGCUCUGGACGUGUCACUGAGCAAACAUGGCCUACCCAGCAAAUACUAAUGGCAGUGCUACAGAAAAAGAGGAAGCUCUUAUAAAUGGAGAAGAUGAGAAAGGACGGAAAGACCCCUAUUUUGUGGAAACGCCUUAUGGCUACCAGCUAGACUUGGAUUUUCUGAAGUACGUGGAUGAUAUACAGAAGGGGAAUACCAUUAAGAAACUAAACCUCCGAAAGAAGAGGAAAGCCAUACCAGCCUUAGUGUGUACCAAGAACUCUGGUGGGCAGUGCAGUGGCUGGACCUCCACGGAGUCUCUCUCUUCAUCAAACAGUGAUGAGAACAAGCAGUCUUGUUUGGCAGCAAGGAGUCAAGUAACCUUGUCUGUCGCUGCGAGACCCUCGGUUUCCUUUGAAGCAUCUCCCUCCUGCUUAACCAUCCCUGAGAGUAAGCAGCUUCCUCCUCCCUCCCCCCAGCCUCCUCUGCACAACCUCCAUGUAACAAAAACCCUCAUGGAAACACGGAGGCGACUUGAGCAGGAGAGGAUGAUGCAAGUCACACCUGGAGAUGUCCGCAGGCCGCGGCUUUCGAGCUUUGGAGGCAUGGGCUCCACAAGCUCCCUCCCCUCUUUUGUGGGAUCCAGUGGUUACAGUCACAUGUCUCAGCAGCUGCAGAAUGGCUAUCAGGGGAAUGGUGACUACGGUGCCUGCUUCAGCUCCUCCAUGGGCAGUUCCAUUCGUCACAGCCCCAUGAGCUCAGGAAUAUCCACUCCAGUCACCAAUGUGAGCCCAGUGCAUCUGCAGCACAUCAGGGAGCAAAUGGCAGUUGCCCUCAAGCGUCUGAAGGAACUUGAGGAGCAAGUCAAGACCAUUCCUGUGCUACAGGUCAAAAUUUCAGUGUUACAGGAAGAGAAGAGGCACAUGAUGGCUGAACUCAAAAACCAGAGGAAAGCCACGCAAAAUGACAUGUAUGGUUUCAGAAAGCGAUCCUACAGUGCGGGAAAUGCAGACCAGUGGGAACACAUGUCUCAGGUGAGAAGAGGUGGAGAACUGUAUAUAGAUUGUGAGGAAGAGGUGGAGAGUGCAGAGCAGACUUCUCAGAGGAUAGAGGAGUUCAGGCAGCUGACGGCUGAGAUGCAAGCCCUGGAGAAAAAAAUCCAGGAUAGCAACUAUGAAAGUCCGGCAAAUCUUCGGAUGAACAGAGAAAGCCUGACAAAAGUAGCCCGAUCUGUUGCUGUAGGUGCUGAUGAGAAUAUGAACGAUGUGGUUAUAUACAACAGAUCUGCAAGGCAACACAAAGAAGUAGCUGUGGGGACAGAGAAGGAAAUGAGAGAGUCUGGGGUUGGGGUGACAGAGGCCAUGCUCGGCUUGUCUACGGAGGUCGAAAAAGAGAUAGAGCUUCAGCAGCAGACCAUCGAAGCCCUUAAGGAGAAGAUUUACAGACUAGAGGUUCAGUUAAAGGAAACGACCCAUGACAGGGAAAUGACCAAAUUAAAACAGGAGCUGCAGGCAGCUGGUUCUAGGAAAAAAAUGGAUAAAGCUGUGAUGGCUCAGCCCUGUGUCGUCAGCAGGACGGUGGAGGCCAUUGUACAAAUGAGAGACCAAAUGGUGGGAGACCACGUGGACGUUACCGAUUCAUCGGUGGGAAACCACCUGCAGAUGAGCAGUGUUGGCACCUCCUGCAGACCUGCCAUGCGGAGCAUGGCUGCAGGCCCCGAGCUGCUGAUGAGCCAGUGGCUAGUGAGGGAGAGGGCAGAGGUGCGAGACCAGGGCACGGGGAAGUUUGUUGAGCUGCGUGAUAAGGCGGUGGGUGCAGAGACAAGGUUCUGUGAGACAGGUGUCAACACAGAGGAGACAGCAGGCAUGCCAAGCCCCCACCGGAUGGUGCAGGCGGUCGGAGCGGUGAGGUCUGUGGGCUGUGGGGAUUGCUCUGUGGACGUGGUGGUUUGCACCCCCAAGGAGAGUGUGUCCCGAGAAACAGCCACAGAGGCUGUGCCGAGAGCAGAGGCAACUGUGAUGGCAGUGCCUUCUAUGGCUAGCCAGCAAACCAGCACUGCUUUGGAGAUGGUGAGCCAGUGCACAAGCACGGAGAUGGCAUCCCUGGUGGACUGUGGGACAAACACUUCUCUGAGCUGCUGUGAUAAACAGACCAACACAGAGAGCGUGGAGAUGCGUAGCGUGGCAGUAGGCGACGGCCGUGUGAAGGACAUACACGCCUCUGCUAAAACGCGUUCGGUUGGAGUGGGCACCUUGCUCUCUAGUCACCCUGGCUUUGAAAAGCCUUCUGCAAUAAAAACCAAAGACUGUGGUGUUGGGCAGAUAAAUGUUCAUGAGAACUACCUGGUUGGUCUUAAAAUGAGGAGCAUUGCCUGUGGACCCCCUCCAUUGCCAGUUGUGCCAGCUGGCACCAGGAGCAUUGGUGUUGGUGGAGAGUCAGUGUAUGAGCCGAUGAGUGGUCUAUUGGAAAGCCCUCUGCCUCCAACUGAGCUGAGGACAGGCUUGGAUCACUACAUUGAGCGUGUGCAGAAGCUGCUGCAGGAACAGCAGAUGUUGCUUGCUGAGAACUACAGUGAGUUGGCAGAAGCCUUUGGGGAGCCCCACUCCCAGAUUGGAUCCCUCAAUUCGCAGCUCAUCAGCACUCUCUCCUCCAUCAACUCAGUCAUGAAAUACGCCAGCACAGAAGAGCUACGGAGUCUGGACCUGCAGAAGCAGUGCAUGGAGAGAAGCAGCACAUCAGCAGGUACUACUUUGGAAUACAUCCCUCAUGGCCAACUUGCAAACCCCCAUUUAACUUCAAAUUUGAGAACGCUGAAAUUGGAGCAGGACAUUGUGCCUGCUCAGGAGGAGAGGAAGACUCCUCUGGUGGAAGCUGUUCGGGGAAGGAAGUCCUUUUCUUCUCAAGACAAAACUCUUGCUCCAAUUAACCUGACAGAUGACCAGCUUGCCUCUGGCCUCUAUGUAUGUACUAAUAAUGAAAACACACUCAAAUCUAUCAUGAAGAAAAGGGACGGGAAGAAGGAUUUGAGCAACACCAAGAAAAACUUGCAGUUUGUUGGCAUUAACGGCGGGUAUGAGACGACAUCCAGCGAUGACUCCAGCUCUGAGGAGAGCUCCUCCUCAGAUUCAGAGGAGGACUGUGAAGACCAAGAGUACCCCCACAGCCGGCACACAGAGGAGGGGCAGCCUGUGCCCUGUGCUCCAGAGGUCUGUGCCAUGGGUGCAGAGAGAGACAGCAUCCCUCCAGAAAGCGAGGCUGAGGAUGUGGAAAUCAGAGAGAGAUAUGAACUAAGUGAAAAGAUGCUUUCUGCCUGUCAUCUGCUGAGGAACAACAUUGAUGACCCCAAGGCAUUGACCAACAAAGAUGUGAGGUUUUGUUUAAAUACCAUCCAGCAUGAGUGGUUUCGUGUCUCAAGUCAGAAGUCGGCUGUCCCUGAAAUGGUUGGAGACUACAUAACUACUUUUGAAGAGAUUUCCCCUGCUGUCCUCAGACAUAUCAUCAAUAUGGCAGAUGGAAACGGAAACACAGCUCUGCAUUACAGUGUCUCACAUUCUAACUUUGAAAUUGUAAAGCUUCUUCUGGAUGCAAAUGUCUGUAAUGUAAAUCAUCAGAACAAGGCCGGCUAUACCCCCAUCAUGCUUGCUGCGCUUGCAGCUGUGGAAGCAGAGAAGGACAUGAGGAUAGUGGAGGAACUGUUCAGCUGUGGGGACGUGAAUGCUAAAGCCAGCCAGGCUGGUCAGACGGCACUGAUGCUAGCUGUGAGUCAUGGGCGGAUAGACAUGGUUAAAGCUUUACUAGGCUGUGGUGCAGACGUCAAUAUCCAGGACGACGAGGGCUCGACAGCUCUGAUGUGUGCUAGUGAACACGGACAUGUAGAGAUUGUCAAACUUCUGCUGGCUCAGACUGGGUGUAAUGGCACCCUUGAGGACAAUGAUGGCAGCACAGCACUUUCAAUAGCCCUGGAAGCUGGACAUAAGGACAUAGCUGUUCUCCUUUAUGCCCAUGUCAACUUUUCCAAAACCCAGUCACCGGGCACUCCUAGGCUUAGCAGAAAGACAUCUCCUGGUCCAACCCACAGAGCCACAUUUGAGUAGUAGUGCAUUAAUAUCUGUAAAAAUCUCUAUGCCAUCUUUAAGCUGCUAAAUGUUACUGUUUUACUGAGACAGAUACUGAAUGUAAUUGUCUUGUGCCUGGACUCACCAGCAAAGUGAAAGCAGAGAUCUAGUGCUAAAGGUAGAAAACUGUAAACUUGAAGCAAGCAUGUAGUUAAGUAGUGCUCAGCUGAGAACUUUAGCCAGAACUAUUCUUUUGCUCACCUACUUGUCUUUCUGUACACUGGCAUAAAUCCUGUUUUUCUUUGCUAUAGAUGAUCCUUUCCUGUGUUAUGUGAAGCCUAAGACUUCUAAAGCUAUUCAUGCAGGGGUGUCCUGGUGGCUUAUUUGUAAUAAUUCUAAAACAUAUUUACUGUACCUAGAUUUUAUCACAGUAACCUUUUCAUAAAUUUCAUUCCAACAUGAUUUUGAUGUUUUUAAUUACUUUGAAAUUCAGAAGUUGCAGUUGCUUGUAUAGUCAGCUCCAUGGAUCUUGAGCUGGUGGGUGAGUGGGUAGGUAUUGGGGAUAGAGCCUCUCGUCAGGUCUGAAGUUCACUAAGUAAGUUUUUGCUAAUUGGGGAUAAUGUAUAACUUUUUUUAUGAAAGAUACUAGUAUCUAUAAAAUUAACUCGCACAGUAUUUUCAACAUUUUAUAUUCCUUAAUAAUUAAAAAAUACAUGAAGAAUUACAUGUCCUGUUACCAUAUUUUUAUUAACUGUGUCAGUCUAUAAGCUCCAUACAUGUUCAUUGGAGAGUAAAAUUAGAGGUACCAGCUAUAUAUUCCCCUUGAGUGGAAUUGAGUGUAGUUUUCAGUGCAUAUUUAUGGAAUGCUAUUACCUUGUCACAUUCACUUUAGUCAUGUGUAUUGAAAUGUUUGAAGUGCCUUAGACUCUUGCCAUAUUUUCAGAAUAAAAUUUCAUUAUGCUAUUUUA
Apus apus (common swift) is the source of this 5341-nucleotide messenger RNA. RefSeq names its product KN motif and ankyrin repeat domains 1 (gene KANK1). Gene Ontology annotation, molecular function: protein binding. The record is from RefSeq and is a predicted model, not a curated record. Gene Ontology annotation, cellular component: cytoplasm; cytoskeleton. Lineage: Eukaryota; Metazoa; Chordata; Aves; Apodiformes; Apodidae. Bases 366 to 4412 code for a protein of 1348 amino acids. Gene Ontology annotation, biological process: negative regulation of actin filament polymerization. The transcript has 14 exons.